Thamnophis sirtalis is the source of this 1512-nucleotide messenger RNA. Lineage: Eukaryota; Metazoa; Chordata; Lepidosauria; Squamata; Natricidae. The record is from RefSeq and is a predicted model, not a curated record.
GGCGUUCGCUUUCCAGCCAUGUCGGAUGCCUACAAUGAAGACUUGAGAAAACUGGCUGUCAAGGUGGCCUCUGAGAUUGGCUGUUCUGACUGCAUGAGAGAGGGGGUAUACUGUGCCCUGGGAGGCCCCAACUACGAGACCAUCGCUGAAUGCCGCUUCCUGCAGAGACUGGGUGCUGAUGCCGUUGGCAUGAGCACGGUCCCUGAGGUCAUUGUGGCCCGUCACUGCGGCCUCCGAGUUUUUGGCUUCUCCCUCAUCACCAACAAGGCCAUUUUGGACUAUGACACCAAAGAGAAGGCCAACCAUGAGGAAGUCUUGGCAGCCAGCCGCCAAAGCGCCCGCACCCUUGAAAAGCUGGUCUCCAUGAUGGUGCAACGCAUCGAACCAAACAACAACCUAGUCUAGGGGCCCAUCCAGCUCACGAUCGCCCGCGUGACUUUGGGCAAGGAGAGAAUAUGCUUCUUAUUAAAUCCUGCUGCUAAGAUUCCUACUCUGGGAUGAUGCGGACAAUUUGGUCUGAGACUUUGCCGAGAGUGGAAUUAAUAUCCUCCUUAUCUUGCCUACUGUCCGCCUCUGACCAAGAAGCCCAUUUUUUGUCUGCCUGUUUUUGCCCUUCGGUGCGUUGCUUCUGCAUGUGGGUAGAUCAUGUCCCUUCCAUGUCAUCUGUUCUCUGUAAAACUCCUCCAGAAAUUCCCGUUGGAGCAGGCCACGUAGUCACCUCACGUGGGCCUGUUUUACUUUUAAAAUGGAGGAUGUGUGAGGAAUCUAGAAGUCCUUUGCUCAUUCCAAAAUGGCCGCUCUCUCCUCAGGAACCAAGCAAGAACUGGUUGCUUGUUUUUUUUUUUAAGGUUCCAUUUUGUUUCUGGUUUGGGUUUAGUUUUCUGAAUCCUACAAUCAUCGUUGGAGAAGAGUUCAAAGACCACCAAAUCUUAUCUGUUAGAUGUUUGGGUCUUCUCCUGUGCUCGGGCAUUUUGAACAGAAAGUCUUAACUGAUAUGCAAUAACUUGUCUGGCUUGUCAUGUUUUCAAUACUUGAAAAGUUAUCUGUGGCUUCUUCCUUUGGUCCUUGUUGAAGCUGCAUAUUAAUGUCUUGGAUUAACAUUUAACCGCACUUGUUCUCCAAAGAAGCUACUGAAUUGCUCAGAAUUUGAAGCUAUCAUCUUCAGGCAAUAAACCGGCGAGAUCACGUACUCACAAAAUGUAGAUGAUGGUUAAUAAGUAAAUGUCAGGAUAUCCUAUGUCAAAUUUAACCCACUAGAAUGCACCUCCAUAGCAACUAGAAUAAAAAAACCCUCCUGCAUAUAAAAAUUAAGUACAUCCUGUGGGGGUUCGAACUCUGAGUUGCUAGAAUCCUGUUUGGAGGGAACUGUUUGUUUUUCCUGUGUGGAAGGGCCUUCAGAGAUGUCUAACCCCCUAAAUUUGAAUCUCUUGUAAGGAUCUGUGGAGAUUCUCAAAUCAUGCAGGCAAUGGUUGUCCCAAAGGUGCUUUUUCAAAAGGCAACUGGACUUCCUUC